GGCCUCGUCUCCAGGCCGUGCAGCUGCUGCUACCGCUACCCGUCUGCCUGUCUCUCGGUCUGUCGGUCCACCCGCAGCAUGAGCGGCCUGCGCGUCUACAGCACGUCGGUCACCGGCUCCCGCGAAAUCAAGUCCCAGCAGAGCGAGGUGACCCGCAUCCUGGAUGGGAAGCGCAUCCAGUACCAACUAGUGGACAUCUCCCAGGACAACGCCCUGCGGGAUGAGAUGCGAGCCUUGGCGGGCAACCCCAAGGCCACCCCUCCCCAGAUUGUCAACGGGGACCAGUACUGUGGGGACUAUGAGCUCUUCGUGGAGGCUGUGGAACAAAACACACUGCAGGAGUUCCUGAAACUGUCCUGAACCAAGCCAGCGCCCGGACUCCGUCACCACAUUCCCCUUAGCAAUCACCCAGCCACGAAGGACCUUGUGACCAACCGCCUGGUAUUCUUAACCUUCUGACCUUGGAUCCCCUCCCCCUAACCCAUGACCUUUCUCCCCUCUCCUAACUGUAGCCCCUCCUCCAUUCGAAGGCAACAUUCCUUACCCACUAGUCUCAGAAAUUAACAGCCCAAGUGCUGGCUGUUGUCAGCCAGGUCCUGAGACUGCCACCCUUCCUGGCACUGGCUAAUGGGCACCUUUGCUGGUUCCAUUAGCCAGGGCUCUGCCAAAUGCCCCGCAAUCCCCAUCUGGGAGCACCGCAGAAACAAUUAAAUGUCCCAUUCCAUUGGCA
Phacochoerus africanus (Common warthog) is the source of this 730-nucleotide messenger RNA. It is a transcript of the gene SH3BGRL3, whose product is annotated as SH3 domain binding glutamate rich protein like 3. The transcript is spliced from 3 exons. Gene Ontology annotation, cellular component: cytoplasm. The record is from RefSeq and is a predicted model, not a curated record. Bases 79 to 360 code for a protein of 93 amino acids. NCBI's taxonomy places the organism in Eukaryota, Metazoa, Chordata, Mammalia, Artiodactyla, Suidae.